This is a messenger RNA of Kickxella alabastrina, 1744 nucleotides long. RefSeq lists its product as uncharacterized. NCBI's taxonomy places the organism in Eukaryota, Fungi, Kickxellomycota, Kickxellomycetes, Kickxellales, Kickxellaceae. The record is from RefSeq and is a predicted model, not a curated record. Bases 151 to 1692 code for a protein of 513 amino acids. The transcript has a single exon.
CAGCAGCAGCAACAUAAACAGCAACAGCAGCAACAUAAACAGCAACAGCAGCAGCAGCAACAGCAGCAGCAGCAGCAGCAGCAACAGAGAAAUUUGUAUCAGCACUUGGGCAGCUUGGGCCAUUUGUCGUUGGCCAAACCCAGAAACAGCAUGGCUACGCCCAGGACACAUGCGAUAUUCGAAGAGAUGGAUUUUCCCGAUGCCUUCUCAAAUAACACAGCACAGCAUCAGCCGCCGCCAGAGAAAAGACAGAGGACGAAUAGUAUGAGCGAAAGGUUUUUUGAAAUCCCAGCUGGAUCAACAUCGUCGUCACCAGCGGAAUCCACAGGCCAGCGCACUCCGCGCAAAACAAGUACUGCUACCAAUAAAGCGCCGGGAGCAGCAACAGCUGCUGCAGGUGGGAAAUCAGCGGAGAUUAAGCGCAAGGUACCUGCUGCUGCUGUCAGUAAUGGUAGUGGUAGCCAGAUGAUGUCGUCGAAUGGCAGUAUGGUUGGCCGACUGACUUCGAAUUCAAAGUCACUGGAGAGAAUGGGACAAGAGUCAGAGUAUGCCGGACUGAGCAUUGAGAACCUCAUGCGCAUGUUCACUCCCUCCCAGCAAGGACAGCAGCAACAGCAUAAUCAACAACAGGGACAAGGUGACAUUUCCAUGGAUUAUUUGCCGCUGAGCAGCAGCAAUGUCACCAAGCUUGCAGAUUUCAUGCCACCGGUCAGUGGUAUCCCUACACACACCGAUGUGGCAGGCUCUAUGGCAGUCGAUGACAGCGCGGCUGCACACUCGCAGGCAAUUGGUUUCCCCGUCCAUGGGUCCGAGAGUACCGACCAACUGGCGCACUUGCUUUCUGCCGAUGAUUUCAAUAAUCUCACGAUGCUGUCCAACUCCGGAGUGGCUGCGGCAGGGGAGGCAGCAGUGCCUCUGGUAGGGUCGGGCGCCAACCUGGCAGCCAAUAUGUUUGAUGGCGCCGGGCUUGCCUCGCUGUUCGAGUACAUGGCAAACCAACCGGCUGCUGCUGCUGCGGCUGCUGCAACAAACAUGCAUGUCGGAAGUGGAGGCACCGGCGGCGGCGACGCGUAUGAGAGCUCCUUUAUGGGCAAUGGUAGUGGUAGUGGUAGCGGCCAGGCGUACGGCACACAGUGGCUCGUGGAUGCACUCAAGUCGCUUACGCCGGAGCAACAGCAAAGCAUGUAUAACUAUUACAGGAACGCAGGACACGUGAGUCACAUUCCAUUGCUGACUGCGGAGUCGCAGGAUUCUAUGGAUAUUGGUAGUGGCGCUGAUGGGUCGUCGUUUUUAGAGUUUGUCGAUCCCAAUGCCGAGAACAUAGAGGGUGGUGGUGGUGGUAGUAGCAGCAGCAGUGUUGACGCAGUAGGCGGUUUGGGAAUUGCUGAUAUUUCUUCUUCUGUUUCUACGUCUGGCAUGGGGUCGGCUGAGGAUGACUAUGGAAUACUGUUCAAGGAGGCGCUUGGAUCGGAUAUUGUUGGGCUUCCUGAUGUUGAUGCUGCUGAUUCUGCUUCUACUGAUGCUGUUAGUUCGGUGGUCGAUGUGUCGGGGAUUCAUCCGGAUCUUGCGGCCACUCUGUUCCACACGUCACCGGUGGCGGCGCCGACCUCAGAUGUCCUGGAGAUGCUGAAUAGCCCUGGUUUGAAUCUUGUUUCCGCCUCUUCAAUGCAGAGCGAGCCCAGUGAUAUGUAAACUUUUUUGGAGAUGGGGGAGGUCAUUUAAAUAUAAUUAAAUAAUUAACUGA